CCUCUUUUAAAAUCAGAUUUUGUUUUCUCCUAGCAUAAGCAGCAAAUAAAUGAGACCUUUCUCAGGAACUAAAAGGAAGAUAAGGAACUUAAACUUGGGAGGAACAUGAAAGAUAGCAUUUCUGAAGAACACCUGUAUUUGGCUUUUUCUCAUCACUGUGGAGAUAGUAUCUUUCCACUUCAUACUUCUAUUUCACUGUUCUUGCUGUCCUACUGUGACUGCAAGUUAUUCAAAGUUUUUUUAGUUCCAACUGGUGAAAAUGCAGACGAUGAGCUUAUAACAAAAAUCCUACCUCACGAUCUUGAGGUCUGCUUGAUCUCCAGACAUCAGCUUCCUAUGGUGGUGCAGAGCUGCUGUUUACCUGCUGUUGUUGUGAAAGAUGGCAAAUUCUGUCGAGCUGGACUAUCUGUUGUCUUAAGGCAUAUAAUACAGAAAGCAUAUGAAGCAGAUACAUCCAAAAAGGAUGUUUUGGAACUUCUAGGCUUCAAGAAGACCUGCUUAAAAGCUUGUGCUGAAGUUAGCGGAUGGACCCGACUUUGUGAGAUCAGCAUACCUCUGGCUGUUGAAAGAUUUUUGACGAAAUCUCCUGAGCACUGUCAGACUGUUCCUGCUGACAUUUUAGAGCUUGAAAGGAAGCUUGGGGAACCUGUCCGAGUGCACAAUGAUGACAAAAUCCGAAGGCAGAAACUUCAGCAACAGAAGGCAGGUGCCAAGGUAGCAGCAGCAGAAGGGGAACCAGUAGAAAUGCAUGAACAUCCACUUCCAAAUUUAGAACUGAGCAUAGCUUUCUCCAAACUACUUGUCCAGAAAGUAUCACCUACAGUCAACAGGGAGCCCUCUCACAUCAGGAAAACAAAAACAACAGACCUACCAGCUUUGGACCAUGUUUUUGCAGAAGGGCUUUAUUUCACCUUGGCAGACAUAGUGCUUUUGCCAUGCAUCCAUCAGUUCUUGGUUUUCUUCGAAAAGCAAGGCAUAAAUCUGUUAAACUUGCCUCUGAUAUCCAGCUGGUAUCGAAGAAUUCAGGAAGUACCUGGAGUAAAGAAAGCUGCAGACAAGUGCAACAUGCAGCUUCUCCAGCUUCCGGAGCUGCAGUCUGGAGCAGCAGAGGAGCAGCUGCAGAGCUGCCUUUUGGUUUCUGGUGAUUUACAGGAGGAACAUCAAGACAAUCAUUUUAUAGGUGGUCCAAGGCCCACAAUGACUAAAUUAUUGGAAAGUGGUAUUGAAGCAAAGUUUUCUCCUCAUCCGUGCCCUGACUGGACCCUAGACUGGAAUAGUCUGCCAGCAGCAGUCAGUCCAGGAGAAGGAAAGAUGUCCAGAGAUCGAGCUCUGAGGAAACAGCAGCAGUUGAAUAAUUUGAUAGCAGCGGUGAAAAAGCUUGCUAAGCCUGGAGAUGUGAUUGUGGAUUUUUGCAGUGGAGGGGGCCAUGUUGGAAUUGUUCUUGCUCACAUGAUGCCAUCAUGUCAGGUGGUGCUCAUAGAAAAUAAGGAAUUGUCACUGAUUCGUGCUAAAGAGAGAAGUGAUGAACUAGGCUUAAACAACAUUUGGUUCAUUCAAGCAAAUUUGGAUUAUUUUAAUGGGACUUUUAAUAUUGGGGUAGCUCUGCAUGCCUGUGGUGUGGCCACGGACAUGGUGAUUGAGCACUGCAUCAAGGCUCAGGCAGCCUUUGUCGUCUGCCCGUGUUGUUAUGGCUUCAUUCAAAACACAGUGAAGUUCUCAUAUCCACAAAGCCAUCAAUUCAAAGCCAUUUUAUCCUACAAGGAGCACAUGAUUCUUUGCAGAUUUGCAGAUCAGACAGCUGUUCAGCUUCCACCUGAACGCCGGUCAAUAGGAAAGCAGUGUAUGGGSCUUGUGGAUCUGGAUCGGGCAUGGGCUGCAGAAGGACGAAAUUAUUCUGUCCAAGUGAUAUCUAUGGAGCCGGAGAGUUGUUCCCCGAAGAACAAUAUGCUUGUGGGCAUCCCUGCUUAGAGUGUGAAACUUGCAUUUAAUUUGAAGUUGGACAUAAAUCCUGGGUGCAUAAUGACAUCCAGCAGAUACGAGCAGCGCUGGGAGCCAGACGUCAUGUGCCUUGACCAUUGUGUUUGGAAAAAGGCAGCAGCAGGACGAGCGCACUGCCUGCUGAGCMUCACAAGUUGUACUUGUACUGUUUCAUUAAGCAGCUUUUGCUUCUCUUUCUGGGAAGUUUCUCAAUCUGAAACCUGUCCGUAGAAUCAUAUCCACCAGCAAAAGUUCAAAAGAGAGAGUUGGUCUUCUUGAAGUGAAAGUGAUUUCCUUUCACUAAAGCUGUCUUGGCUGCCUCAGAAAUUCAUUCAUGUUCAAAACAGCAUUUGUUGAGUGCUGCUCUGCCUAUGGGCAGAACAUUUAUCUGCCAAUAACUUUUCCUAUGUGGUUACAGGUUCAGGACAUCUGAGAAUGCUGCCGUGGAUUAGUUUAAAUGUGUUUCAAAUCUCAUCAGUGUGAAUGUAUCUUCAGUGCGUGUUGCAAAUAGACAGCAAAAGAUGUUGGAUGGAAAAGAGACCUUGAAAUAUUCUAUUCCUUAUAGAAGUUAUAUUUUUAAAAGUUAUAAAUAUUUGUUUUAGAUUUUUUUAUAUGAAGUCUGAAGGACUCUGCCCACUGUUUUAUAUGGAAGCACAAAGGGAUGCAGGUAGAUAUGAUUUCAGA
Molecule: messenger RNA, 2661 nt
Organism: Nothoprocta perdicaria
Lineage: Eukaryota; Metazoa; Chordata; Aves; Tinamiformes; Tinamidae
Gene: GSTCD
Product: glutathione S-transferase C-terminal domain containing
Exons: 12
Coding region: 106-1968 (620 amino acids)
Source: RefSeq, a predicted model, not a curated record